This is a messenger RNA of Homalodisca vitripennis (glassy-winged sharpshooter), 1200 nucleotides long. Its product is annotated as piggyBac transposable element-derived protein 4-like. NCBI's taxonomy places the organism in Eukaryota, Metazoa, Arthropoda, Insecta, Hemiptera, Cicadellidae. The coding region runs from base 1 to 1200 and encodes 399 amino acids. The record is from RefSeq and is a predicted model, not a curated record. The transcript has a single exon.
AUGGACAUGUGGGAUAACAGCAAUGGUACGGGGGUAGAGGCUAUAUACGUAACUAUGAGUGCACAGCGUUUCAAGUUUCUCAUGCGAUGUCUCAGAUUUGAUGACAUAAGAACUAGGGACCAGCGAAAAGCGCUUGAUAAGUUAGCUCCCAUAAGGGAAAUUUUUGAAGAUUUUGUAUCCAACUCAAAAAAUUCUUUCAACCCCUCAGAUUAUUUGAGUAUUGACGAACAGCUUGUUGAAUUCCGAGGAAACUGCCCAUUUCGCCAAUACAUUCCCAGUAAGGCAGCCAAGUACGGAAUCAAAAUAUACGCACUUGCUUCAGCCAGUAACUUAUUAGCAAAUUUAGAGGUAUACGUGUAUUCCCAGCCAGAUGGUCCUUAUCGUGUCAGCAAUUCAGCUAACGAUUUAGUGCUUAGGCUAGUUGAACCAGUAGUUGGAUCAAACAGAAAUAUAUCUUUAGGCAACUGGUUUGUCUCUCUCCAGCUUGCUGUGACUCUCUUGAAAGAAAAAUCACUCACACUUGUUGGAACGAUAAGAGGAAACAGGAGGGAAGUUCCCCAGAACUUUUUAGCCGAUAAAGACCGAGAGGUACAUACCAGUUUAUUUGGUUACCACGAAAAAGCAACCUUGGUGUCUUAUGUACCCAGAAAAAAUAAAGCUGUGAUUGCAUUAUCAACCAUGCACAAAGUGGGUGAGAUCGAUCCUAGUACUGGUGAUAAACAAAAACCGGUGAUAAUAACAACAUACAUCGAAACAAAGUUUGGGGUUGACAUAUUAGACAAGAUGUGCAAACAGUAUGAUACCGCUAGAAACUCUAGAAGAUGGCCCUUGACUAUUUUUUUCCAUUUGUUGAAUGUUGGUGGUGUAAAUGCUCUCAACAUUUAUCGAGCUAACCAUAACAAUGAGAAUGUAAUUCGAUACAAAUAUUUGAGUACACGGGCUUUGGACCUAAUGAAACCUGCUAUUCACCGACGAAUAAGUAUCACAACUCUGCCAAAGGAAAUCCAGGAAAGAGGCAAACUACUUCUGGGUAUUAAAGAUAGAGUAGAAGAGCAGCCAGAGAGAAUAAAUGCAAGUAAAGGCCGCUGUUCUCAAUGUGGACGAGCCAAGGACAAGAAAGUUAAAACCACCUGCGAGAAGUGCAACAACUUCACUUGUCCAGAUCACAUGAAAAAAAUUUGUGUUCGCUGCUAUGAGUAG